AUGCAGGACGCAGUGCACUGGCAGACGAGCGAGUUGGCGUGUGCCAUCAAGUACCGAUUGCUGGCGGGCGAGGCAGCAGAAGGAUACAAGGAUGGAUUGGUGGCGCGUGUCGGCGUUCCCAGCGAGUACGUGGCGCCACUAGUGGACCGAGCAUUCGCACUGCACCCCGCAAUGUACACCGUCGUAUCAGAAGACGGCAGUGAUCUCCCGGAUCUGAUCUGGGACGAGUAUGAAAAUCUGGACUGGAAAAAUGUCCUGGCUGGAAAGGUGGUGGCCAACGCCUACUGCGUCCGCAAAGGGCUCUCACGGAAGGCACAGCUGUCGAUCUACCUGUCCAAGUACAUUAUGAAGCACCCGGACUGCAUGCUGAGUAAGGCUCUUCCACGCACCAUUGUGGUGGACACCUGGGAAGCUUACGAUGAGAGUAUGGCCCAGUUCGGCAUCUCCUUUCGUCAGCGUCUGGACUCGUGUCUGUGGGAGGUAAGGCAAACACUCGAGAACGAGAACAAUACGUGGAUCAUGAAACCCAGUGCUACCAACAAGGGCGCUGAGGUUAAUGUGAUCAAAGACUUCAAGAAGCUACGUAGCAUUGUCAACGAGUGGACCGACAUCCGCGAGUGGGUUGUCCAGGAGUAUAUCCAGCGGCCACUGUUGCUGCGUGGCCGCAAGUUCCACAUCCGCGUGUAUGUUCUCGCGGUUGGUGGUCUAAAGGUGUUCGUGUACCAGCACUGCCUUGUGCUUUGCGCUCUGGAGCAAUACCGUGAGGCUGAUACGGACAACAACUACUCGCACAUCACCAACACUUUCCAGCAACAGAGCCACCCAGACUUUGUUGAGAGCGAAUGCGUGCUGUUACUGGACGACAUUGAAGGCAUUCUGGCUGAGCAAGGCAUCGCUGAUCCUGCCGGCAAGAAGGCGAAGAUUCUUGCUGACAUUGGCCAGAUCACAGCCGAGACAUUCGACGCUUACAAGGGCGAGUUCUCGGUUUUCCAGCCACUUCCGAACUGCUUCGAGAUUUACGGCGUCGACUUCAUGGUUGACGAGGACUUCAACGUGUGGCUGCUGGAAUUCAACCCCGGUCCGGAUUUCAAGCAAACGGGUGAUCGUCUGCACUUUGUUAUUCGGGAUCUGAUGGCAGACACGCUGAGCGUUGUUACGAACGAAUUCUUCUCUGAGGAUAAGGAUUCGUCUGUUAAGAACGCUGAGAUUGGGGCUUUUGCUAAGGUGUAUGACCAGCAAUGGGGAGCUCUUUCCAAAGGCUCAUCCAUGAAGUUUGUUGAGUAGAUUUUGUGAUCAGCAUACCAUCUAAUAGAGAUCAAUACGAGCAAUUGCGUUUUUGACAGACCCCA
Molecule: messenger RNA, 1349 nt
Organism: Phytophthora nicotianae INRA-310
Lineage: Eukaryota; Oomycota; Peronosporomycetes; Peronosporales; Peronosporaceae
Exons: 2
Coding region: 1-1284 (427 amino acids)
Biological process (GO): protein modification process
Cellular component (GO): P-body
Source: RefSeq, a predicted model, not a curated record